Debaryomyces fabryi is the source of this 1689-nucleotide messenger RNA. RefSeq lists its product as uncharacterized. NCBI's taxonomy places the organism in Eukaryota, Fungi, Ascomycota, Pichiomycetes, Serinales, Debaryomycetaceae. The transcript has a single exon. The record is from RefSeq and is a predicted model, not a curated record. The coding region runs from base 1 to 1689 and encodes 562 amino acids.
AUGACAUACGUUAAUUUCAUGAUGAGAGACGUGCGAGAAAUGUUUCGAAGAGCAGACGAGGGUGGGGGUGACGAAGGGGGCAACCAGGACGACGGGGGGUUUAAUGCUACAUCGAGCUCGAGGUCGAGCGUAGGGCCAACCCUGAGUUCAGGGAGGGAUGAAUCUACAGGGGGAGUAAGCUUAACGAGCGAUUCGGGGACUUCAGGGCCCACGAGUGAUGAUUUUAGCAGUAUGAGUGAGACGAGCGGACCAACAAGUGGCAGUGCAAGUGCCACCAGUUCGAGGGAAAGUUCAAGUUCGACGAGCGAUAGUUCUAGCGAGAGUUCUUCCCGUAGUUCGGCUAGUAGUUCAUCGAGUUCAAGGGAAAGCUUGUCGAGCUCAAUUUCUUCUAGUUCCAGCUCUUCGGGUUCGAGUUCGCAUUCUUCAAGCUCUAGCUCUUCCAGUUCCAGAUCGAGUUCGUCGUCACUGAGCUCAAGACUUUUGACGUCGAGUUCAAGCUUUUCGUCGAGUGAACCCAGCUCGUCAUCGUCUUCAUCGCAGGAACCUUCUAGCCUGCUGUCAGAGCUUUCAUCAUCGUCGUCAUCAUCAUCAUCUUCUUCACCCUCAAGCCAGGCAUCAAGGACCUCACAUUCGGCAUCAUCCACUCGCUCCAGCUCUUCCAGAAGCUCCUCAUCGCAUGAACCAUCAUCAUCAUCAUCAUCAUCAUCAUCUUCUUCACCCUCAAGCCAGGCAUCAAGGACCUCACAUUCGGCAUCAUCCACUCGCUCCAGCUCUUCCAGAAGCUCCUCAUCGCAUGAACCAUCAUCAUCAUCAUCAUCAUCAUCACCAUCAUCAUCUCACAGAACUUCCUCCCACGCAACUUCAUCCUCUUCGUCCCAAAGGACUACUUCCCAAACAGGACAGACCUCUUCUCUGUCGUUUUCCUCAUACUACACAACCAUCGAAGAAUCCGACACUACAAUCACUUCAUUGGUAACAGUGCCUACGUCAUCCGUAAGCGAACUGAGCAACACUUCCAGUUCGCCUUCGGAAAAGAACGCAAAAUUGAUUGGUGGUUUGGUUGGCUCUAUUGGAGGUACCAUUGUUAUUGGUCUCCUCGUUGCAUUAUUCUUAUUUUUGAAGAAGAGAAAGAAGAUCACAAACCAGUCACCAGAUUUCAAUGACAACACUUCUGGUGAAUCAGACUCAUACAAAGACAAGUCGGGAUUCAGAAAGUUGUUUUCAACUAAGAAUGCCAACUACGGUGGUGUUGCGGGCUUAACGGAUAUGGAAAGGCAGAACGACUCUCCUGCUAUCCAAGCAAAUGACGAGAACAAUGACGAAAGUGAUGACUUCGAAUAUCGUGGUGUCUCGAACAACAAUAACCUCGACAGUAUCUUCAGGUCAACCGCAUCCAACUCCUCAGGUCAGAAUACGGCAACGGGCGGUAGUGCAAAUCAGAGUGCCAACCACACCCGUAUGAAUUCAAUAGGCCAUGCAUUGGAUAUACCUUAUGAGACCCGUGAAUCAGACGAACAUGAUCCUUUUAUGAGCCAUAGUCGAUUCAACUCAGACGAAACUGAUAACUUUAGCCCGUCUGACUAUGACCUAGGCCACAACGACUUAGCACCUGCUGACCGGAGAAAUAUCUUUGGAGAAGAGAGUCAUAGUAACAACUCCCGUUCGAGAUUCCAUGAAGAAAUUAUUUGA